Malania oleifera is the source of this 3633-nucleotide messenger RNA. RefSeq lists its product as uncharacterized. NCBI's taxonomy places the organism in Eukaryota, Viridiplantae, Streptophyta, Magnoliopsida, Santalales, Ximeniaceae. Gene Ontology annotation, biological process: activation of GTPase activity. Gene Ontology annotation, molecular function: GTPase activator activity. The record is from RefSeq and is a predicted model, not a curated record. Bases 151 to 2217 code for a protein of 688 amino acids. The transcript is spliced from 13 exons.
AUAAACACGGAGAACAUUUUCAGGCGAGACUGGAGCCUGGAGGGGAAUCCGAAAACGGUCUCAGAUUGUGAAUGGCGAUGCUCUCAACAGUCUCCACUCUCAAUCCUCAGAGCAUGAGAAGGUGAGGAGUGGAAAAUUUGUGAAUUUGCGAUGUCUUUUGACGAAGAGGAGAAACAAUGGAGUUGUGGGAAGGUUGGUGGUGUGAAGCUUCAUCGAGUCAGUUCUAUUAUUCGCGACAUUGGCGAACCUUGCCUCCACCAAUCACCGAUAAAGGUAAGUAAAAUGCUUAAGCCGGACAAGUGGCAGGCAGCUUUUGAUAGUGAUGGAAAGGUUUUUGGUUUCCAGAAAGCACUGAAGUUGAUAGUUUUGGGGGGUGUGGAUCCAUCUAUAAGGCCAGAAGUUUGGGAGUUUCUUCUUGGCUGUUAUGCACCAAGCAGCACUGCUGAGUAUCGAAGGGAACUGAGGAUGGCUAGGAGGGAGCGUUACAAGGACCUAAUUAAGCAAUGCCAAAUGAUGCAUGCAAACGUAGGAACUGGUUCACCUGCAUAUGUUGUGGGGUCCAAAGUUAUGGAUGUUCGGACAUUUUCCAAAGCUAAUGGGAGAAAAGAAGCUGAAGUAAAAAACAGACAAGCUUCUGAUGAAAAUACUAACAAAUUAGAUACUUAUUGUGAAUGGGAUCAUAGUUGUACAGAUACACCAUAUGCCUGCCAAAGAGAAUGCUCUAGUUAUUCAUCUGACAUUGUCAGUGUAAGGAGAAGCACAGACGGUAUGGCAUAUGACUCUUCAAGUCUUAUAUGUAGUUCAGAUCCAUACAACUGCAGUUCUCCAAAACCUGGGAGAGAAGCACAUAUAUCAGAAUGCGUAAACGAAAGAAUUUAUGAUUUUCCUACUUUACCUGUUACGAAUUUGUUUGAGAAGCAUGUUCAGGAAAAGAAAGAUUUUGAGAUGGAUGAUGAUGGACUUUCCGCUCAGUGUAAUCUGAGAUUAGAAGAUGAAAGUCUGCACAGUUUUCAGAUUGACAACAAUGUGGAUCUAAUUAUGGAAUCAAAUGAUUUACCGUCUAACAAUAUCUCACCUCAUAUUCACUCUGAAAUUGAAAUGAUUCAUCCUGAUACCCAUGAACCAGCAUUUCGGUCCAGUAAUCUGGGAUGCAAACCAGAAACAGUGGACAGCCUGAGAAUAUCAGAUGUUCCAAAAACACCCAUAAUAAAUGCAACAUCUCAAGGGGUUGGCAGUGAAGACAGAGUAUCUGAAUGGCUUUGGACACUGCACCGCAUAGCUGUUGAUGUGGUAAGAACAGAUAGCCAUCUUGAAUUCUAUGAGGAUACGAAAAACUUAGCCAGAAUGUCAGACAUCCUUGCUGUUUAUGCAUGGGUUGAUCCUGCAACAGGAUACUGCCAAGGUAUGAGUGAUUUGCUGUCCCCUUUUGUUGUUCUCUACGAGGAUAAUGCUGAUGCAUUUUGGUGCUUUGAGAUGCUUCUAAGGAGAAUGCGUGAAAAUUUUCAGAUGGAAGGUCCUACUAGAGUCAUGAAGCAGUUGCAAGCACUAUGGCACAUCUUGGAACUCACAGACCGAGAAAUGUUUGUGCACCUCUCGCAUAUAGGUGCUGAAAGCCUUCAUUUUGCUUUCCGCAUGCUGUUGGUGCUUUUUCGUCGGGAGUUGUCUUUCAAUGAGGCUCUUUUUAUGUGGGAGAUGAUGUGGGCUGCUGAUUUUGAUGAGGCAACAUUGUCUAGUCUAGAGGAGAAUUGCCUGGAACAACUGCUGGUACAGGCUCCAAAAGAUUUAAGUAGAGAAAUAGUAGAAGUAAGGGAGGACAAUGUUAAUUAUAGUUUGAGGUGUGGCUUAAAGUCGAAGCAAAGAAAUAUUAAGCAACGCAUAUCUGAAAAUGGGGGAAUAAAAUCAGCAUCAUCUCAUCACCUCUGUGGCUUGACAAAGAGUUUUUGGUCAAAGAAUGCUCAGUUACAGAUCUGUGGUGCUGUCUCAUUAAGGAAUGAGGAUGAUGAAUUGCCUGUGUUUUGUGUAGCAGCAGUUCUCAUUAUGAAUCGUCAGAAAAUCAUCAGAGUAACUCAUUCAAUUGAUGAUUUGAUAAAGAUAUUCAAUGACAACAUGCUCAAGAUCAGUGUCAAAAGAUGCAUACGUACAGCCAUCAAACUUCGGAAGAAAUACUUUUACAAGCUAAUCAGAAGCAAGAGCCCAGAAGCUCAUAAUGGUGACUAGGAUUGCUCCAUUCCCAUGCUUCAGGGACAAUAUUUUUGCUGUGACACUCUGUUGGUUACUGUGAUCAGUUUCCAAAUUUGAGUGACGUGAUAAGAUUGUCAUGUAAAUAUUUUAUUUUGGAGGAGUUUGAAGCAGAAGUGUUUAUCCCUUCUAAGGUUCAUCCAGAUAGUGCACAUUCAAUUUCUUUGCAUCUGCUGUGUGAGCCAGUGGAAAAAUUAAAAGUUGGAAGAGUUUCUUUGCUUCGGGCACUAGGAUCUGAUCACAGACAGAGACAUUGUGUGAAGCCCUUAAACAGGCCUUUGGAUUUGCAGAAUGCGAGGGCUGAUUCGCCGGAGAUGGAGGCUGAGACAGGGGGAGAUUCACGGCUGCAGCACUUGAUCUCAGGCCAUCCCUUCUCCCCGUCAGAACAAUAUAUGAUGGUCCACCAGCCUGUUUCAUCCAUCCAUUCCCAACCCCAUAGCUGAGUUAAGACUUUCAAUUAAUCUGAACACUCUCUCUCUCUUUCUCUCAAGAGGAUUCAAUUCAUUUGUCAAGAUUUCCUUUGAAUAGUUUGGAGUAGAAGGGAUUUUAUGGUGUGUGUGGGGUAUUCAUGUUACCAAUUUGACAGCAUCCCAAGCAGCUAGGUGGAGAAUGUCGGCGCACGAGACGACUCCAGGGCGCAGGUCUUCCAGGACAGUCUUGAUCUUGUCGAUAACAAAGAACCCUCCAAGCCCUGAGUUUUGGGGUGCAGUCUUCUCUGAGUUUGGUUGAUCAAGCAGAAUCGAUGCAUCACGACCCUACGAAUAUACAAUAAUGCAUCAUUCGACACAUCGAUUAAGUCAUUAUUAGACCUAAAAGUUUAAGUCUAUGGUACAUACAAUAACACAACAUUGUGCACUGUAAUCGCACAAGUUUUCCAUGGUGCUGUUUUAUUGAAUGAAAACACAUAUAUGCAUGUAUUGAUGGAUCCUAAGUUUUAUUUUUGAGAGGUACGUACAUUGAUAAAGCAGUCGGAGUAGAGGAAUCGGAGAAGCUUCGGGGCAAGGCUGGGGUCUCUGUUCUAAAACAUCCUCACUUGUUGCCUCACGAAGGCCUCCGUGUUAUUGCACUUCCCCUGCUUCUUGAGAAAUGCCUCUCCAGCUUCAUCCGCAGCAGCAUCUCCGCCCACUUCCACCACCCACCUCCUUAUCACUGCCACCACCACCACUGCUACCACUACACCAAACCCUUCUCUCCUCCGCCCCCUCAGCGCCAUCUUCUUCUUCUAUUCAAAGGCUCACUUCGAAUGUGCAUGUGUGUAUAUACACGGGCACAACUGGCAACAUGUACCAAGUGGGUUUGUAAUUUUCAAGAAUAAUAUCUCGAAUAUUUAAAGGGAUUUUUAAUUUUUUUUAUUGUUAUCAAAAUAUAAUAAUUAUAUUAAAUUCAAGCUAUUAG